GUCAGCUGUGUUACAGCCCGUCUCCUCUUACAGACCGGACAGCACCAGGAACAGGAAACUAGUAGAUUACACUGACACGUGGAAAAACAGAUUCUCGGUGGUGUGGAAGGGAGAAACCUUAAUCCCUCCCCUUCAUCCUGCAAAGUACGGGUCUGACUCUAGCACAUAGCAGGACGUGGGGCCGGCCUGGAGGAGUAAAGAUCCCCAGCAGCAGGGAGUCAGACUGUCUGCAUGCCUGUGUAAAAUGUCUCAGUUUGCCAGCCUGGUUUAGGCAAGUCCCCAUCUGUUACUGAAUGGCCUCUGUUGGGGGCAAACAUGUGUACAGGAGUGACUUGGUGCGCCUACUGCAACAAGAUGAUAACCUACAGCCCCAACUCAAGACCCCCCAACAUGUGGAUCGAAUGAAGAGGAGUGGUGACCCUUACUGGUCCAGAUUGGAUUCCCGUGUCUGGAUAGUGACACUCCUGGUGGGAACAUGUCUCUUGUAUUGUGCCCGCGCCAGUAUGCCGAUCUGUGCCAUGUCAUUGAGCGAACACUUUGGCUGGGACAAGAGGGACUCUGGAAUCGUCCUGAGCAGUUUCUUUUGGGGGUAUUGCUUGACACAGGUAAUCGGUGGACAUCUGAGUGACAAGGUGGGUGGAGAGAAGGUUCUUCUCCUGUCAGCUCUGUCAUGGGGUUUUAUCACAGCAGUGACCCCUCUGGCUGCCCACAUAACCACAGCCCCCCUCCUCCUGAUCAGUCUUCUGCGCUUCCUGAUGGGACUUCUGCAAGGUGUACACUUUCCUGCUUUGGCCAGUCUGUUUUCCCAGCGUGUACGUGACAACGAGCGAGCGUUCACAUGUAGCGUUGUCGGAUGUGGAUCUCAGCUUGGGACAUUGCUGAUUGGAGGGGUUGGUUCUCUAUUGCUGGAGUGGUAUGGGUGGGAGACUGUAUUCUAUUUUGCUGGAUCUCUUACUCUGGUCUGGGGAUACUGUUUGAGCACUUACCUACUAAAGGAGAGAGAAAGAAUCUUGACUUUUGAAGAUCUGGGAAAAGGUUUCUCACUCUCUGCCCAGACCAAUGUGCCCUGGAAACGGUUAUUUAGGAAGGCUCCUGUGUGGGCAGUGAUUAUCGCCCAGCUUAGUGUUGCCAGCACAGCAUUCACCCUCUUCUCCUGGCUGCCAACAUAUUUUAAAGAAAAAUUCCCAGAUGCCAAGGGAUGGGUAUUUAAUGUCGUGCCAUGGUUUGUAGCUAUCCCUGCAGCCAUCAUGAGUGGGUUACUGUCUGACUACCUCAUCACACAAGGAUAUAAAGCAGUCUGGGUCAGGAAGCUCAUGCAGGUUUUUGGCAUGGGGCUCUCCAGCAUUUUUGUCCUUUGCCUUGGUCACACAACUAGUUAUUGCCAAGCUAUUACUUUUGCCUCCGUGUCAGUGGGGCUGCAAACUUUCAACCAUAGUGGUAUAACGGUCAAUGUUCAGGACCUCGCUCCUUCCUGUGCUGGCUUCCUUUUUGGUGUGGCUAACACAGGAGGUGCUUUACUUGGUGUCGUUUGGGUCUAUCUGUCUGGUUACCUCAUUGAAACCACAGGUUCCUGGGCCCCUAUGUUCCACCUGGUGGUCGCUGUGAAUGUGUUGGGUUUACUUGUGUUCCUGGAGUUUGCAAAGUCUGAAAGAAUGGACGUGGAUAUGAUUCACAUCUAGCUGGGAGAGAGAGUGUAUUCAGCGUUUCCAAGUGUAAGACCUGGGGAGAGGUGGCACUUUGGACCAGAACUGAGAUUAUGUUUUUCUACUUGCCCUCUAAUACAUCUUACAGGGCACACAGAGACUGAAGUUGCUGGGCAUCUCCUGCCAGAGGUACAUGGCACUUACAGUUGCUAAACUGAUCAAGGGAAAAGAUAAAGCAGUGACCACUGUACUUUCUGUAUUAAGAGACCUAGAAAUUAAACCAAAAUCUGGUAUAAGGUACACAGGAGUCAAUUCAAGAAGCAGUGAAAAGUGUGGAGAAGUGAGACCGUGGAGAAGUUGCCCAUGGCAACCUAUCAGCAUUGAAGUAACAUUUAUAAUUUGCGUACUAUAAAAUUAUACAGUGGCUCACUUUCCUACACUUUUCGCUGCUUCAUGAAUAGACCCCAUAGUGGAGACGGUGGAGGAGAUGUACUAAGCCUUGAAAAGUGAUACUUUUUCACCAUGAAAUGUAUAAGCCAAUCGGCUCCUAACUGCCAUGUUACAGGCUGGGUUUGAAAAAUAACAGGAGCUGGUUGGUUAAUACUUUAUCACUGUGAAAUGUAUCCGUUUUCAAGACUUGGUACAUCUUGCCUUCUAGAGAAUGCUAUAUACAUUUCUAGGGGUUUGCAGUGGAAAACAGAGUUUGCACCGCAGCUUUUUUUUGUUGUUAAGAUCUUAAUUUAUUCAAUAUUGUAGAGGAACUCCUGACCAGUCACCAAUAUAUCAUAUCAACCUUACCAUCCCAAUUGUGUACAUUUUAAUUUUGAUGUGUUUGUAUACCAUAUACAUACAACAAUAUGCAUAUACAUUACAGAAAAUACUUGAGCAGUAAAUAAUACAUAAAUGCAACUUGACAACCAAUUCUUCCCCAGCACAUUCCAUAAUAUGUGUUUAAUGUCAGUCAUACUCUGAAAAUCUUAAUAAAUCUUAUUGAGUUUUUACCA
Molecule: messenger RNA, 2647 nt
Organism: Pseudophryne corroboree (corroboree frog)
Lineage: Eukaryota; Metazoa; Chordata; Amphibia; Anura; Myobatrachidae
Gene: SLC17A9
Product: solute carrier family 17 member 9
Exons: 13
Coding region: 294-1679 (461 amino acids)
Biological process (GO): transmembrane transport
Cellular component (GO): membrane
Molecular function (GO): transmembrane transporter activity
Source: RefSeq, a predicted model, not a curated record